Molecule: messenger RNA, 3204 nt
Organism: Ornithorhynchus anatinus (platypus)
Lineage: Eukaryota; Metazoa; Chordata; Mammalia; Monotremata; Ornithorhynchidae
Gene: ALG6
Product: ALG6 alpha-1,3-glucosyltransferase
Exons: 16
Coding region: 967-2493 (508 amino acids)
Biological process (GO): protein N-linked glycosylation
Cellular component (GO): endoplasmic reticulum membrane
Molecular function (GO): dolichyl pyrophosphate Man9GlcNAc2 alpha-1,3-glucosyltransferase activity
Source: RefSeq, a predicted model, not a curated record
GUCCCCAGAGAGCUCACGGUCUAAUCGGGGAGGCAGAUAUAAAAUAAACUACAGUUUGGGGAAGCAACAUGAGAGGGAAUUAAGUGAAUAGGUGAUGUUGGAGUGGCAAUAGGGAGGAAUAGGGUGGGGAGGUGAGAUUAAUCAGUGAGGGCUUCCUGGAGGAGGUGCAACAUCAGGAGUGCUUUGAGGGAGGGUGUUGGUUUGCUGGAUGUGAAGGGCCAGGGAGUAUCAGCAGGGAAGGUCCGUAGCUAGAGAAACAAAAGCGAGGCCCAGUGAGAAAGUCUGGCUUUAGAGGAGCAACGCGUAGGAGAGGAGUGAGAGUAAAGAAGGGGGAGAAAGAGAAUUGAUUAACUUUAAGCAAAUGGUCAGGAAUGCUGCCUGAUGCACAGAGCACUGAGCAACUAGACGUGCACGAGAUGUUUCAGAAAAAUGACCUGGGCUGCAGUGAGAUGCCUAGCCUGGAGAGGCUGCAGGAAAGGAGGUCCGAGAGGAUGGUGAGGCAGUACUAGAAUCGCGACCUGACAGUCGCUUGGACCUCUGUGGCAACAGCUGGGUUGGAGGGAAGGGGCGGGUUCUGGAGAUGUGAAGAAAGAACUGGCCGGAUUUGGUGCCUGACUAAAUAUGAGCGGAGAAAGAGAGAGGAGUCAAGAAUAAUGUUAAGGUGAUGAGCUUGAGAGAUGGGGAGGGUCAACAGUGACGAGAAAGGCACGGGGAGGAGAUGAUUUGGGAGGAAAAAGGAGUUCUGUUUUGAAUAUGCAAGUGCACGUUGAACAAUUUCCCUUCCAACUGCUGUUCUUCUGUCUCCCCUUCCUGCUCCCGACACGAGAUUUACUGGAUUCUUCUCAUGCAAAUGGAACAGAAGAUGCUCCUGCCUGAAUUUUGACUCCUCCCCUAGGAACCUGCACUGUUGAAAUUAGCUUGAAACUCCUAUUCCUGGAGAAGCCAUAACAUCCUACUUGAAGAGGAAUGAUGGAAAAAUGGAACUUGAUGACAGUAGCGGUCUUAAUUGGACUAACUGUUCGGUGGACGGUCUCUCUGAAUUCUUAUUCAGGAGCUGGAAAACCCCCUAUGUUUGGAGAUUAUGAAGCUCAGAGGCACUGGCAAGAAAUUACUUUCAAUUUACCCAUUAAACAGUGGUACUUUAAUACCAGUGACAACAAUUUGCAGUAUUGGGGAUUGGAUUAUCCACCUCUAACAGCUUACCACAGUCUAUUAUGUGCUUACGUGGCACAGUUUAUAAAUCCAGAAUGGGUUGCUCUCCACUCAUCACGCGGAUAUGAGAGUCAGGCACACAAACUCUUUAUGCGCACAACAGUUUUUAUCGCUGACUUGGUCAUUUACGUACCUGCCGUUGUAUUAUACUGUUGUUAUUUAAAAGACAUUUCGCCCAAAAAAAAGAUUGCUAGUGCCCUCUGCAUAUUGCUGUAUCCAGGCCUUAUCCUUAUCGAUUAUGGACAUUUUCAAUAUAACUCUGUGAGUCUUGGCUUGGCUCUGUGGGGGGUUCUUGGUCUGUCUUAUGACUGGGACCUUCUUGGAUCACUGGCAUUUUGCUUGGCCGUCAGUUAUAAGCAGAUGGAACUUUACCACUCUUUGCCAUUCUUUUGCUUUCUGCUGGGCAAGUGCUUCAAGAGAGGCCUGAAAGGAAAUGGGUUGUUACUCUUUGUCAAACUCGCGUUCACGGUGAUCGCUACCUUCAUCCUCUGCUGGCUGCCGUUCUCGACCAGAGCCGAUCAGACCCUGCAAGUACUUAAGAGACUCUUCCCAGUUGAUCGUGGAUUGUUUGAGGAUAAAGUCGCCAAUGUUUGGUGUAGUUUAAAUGUUCUUCUAAAGGUAAAACACAUUAUGACAACCCAUAGCCAGCUGAAGCUCAGCUUCGCCCUAACAUUUCUGAGCCUGCUCCCCACUUGUAUAAAGUUAACCCUCCAGCCGUCUCUCAAAGGAUUUAAAUUUACCCUGGUGAGCUGUGCAUUAUCGUUCUUCCUGUUCUCCUUUCAAGUACAUGAAAAAUCCAUUCUUUUGGUCUCACUACCAGUCUGCUUAAUUCUAAAUGAAAUUCCUUUUAUGGCUACCUGGUUUUUACUCAUAUCAACCUUUAGCAUGCUUCCUCUUCUGAUCAAGGAUGGGCUGCUGAUGGCCUUUCUUGUGACCAUGGGAGCAUUUUCCACCGUCUGCGUGGCUUCCCUUUCUAUCUUAGACAAGACCUCUGAAGAGCAUCUGCAGCUAAAAUCCUUUUCCCUGUUUGCAAGCAGAUACAUUCCUUGUUUCAAGUUUCUUGCCAAGAAGAUCAAAAAUGGGUUCUAUAUCUCGCUCCUGUCCAUGGGCAUCCUGACGUUGCUGAGCGCCACUCUGGAUCCUCCACAUAAACUGCCAGACUUAUUUUCUGUUCUGGUGUCCCUAGCCGCCUGCUUGCACUUCCUCUUCUUCCUGGUGUAUUUUAAUAUUGUAAUUAUGUGGGAUCACAGAAAUGGAAGACAUCAAAAGAAAAUCAGCUAACGCUCUCUUCAGGAAUGAAUAAGACCCAACCAAUUGUGGAAAGGUAGCCAGGCCUGGUUUGCAAGAGCUCAGCUGGAGAUAGGCAGCUGAAAAGUCAUUUUAGGAAUCCUGUGUGAAGGGUCGGGGAACACUGUAUUAAGACUGAAAAUAAAUACGCGGACCAGUCAGUAAGAUUUUUUGAUCUCUUCCCAGCCAAGCUGAAGGAUUUUGUCAAGACGGGCAGCUGGCUGAAAGAGGAGGAGAGAGGAAAAAAAAAAAAAGGCUAAGUGUGAUCGGUAUAUUUACAGUGGAGAUCGUCAGGAAAGUCCAGUCCUGUUUCUUACUUAAACUGCUCUUUUACUGUUUGAAUUCAAACCCACAGGCCUGGGCAAAGAAGAGAAUAGAGGCCAGGACUAUCCUACUUUUGGAUCAGUUCAAGGUUUUUGAUCAUGUAAGUGAACUUUUCCCUCUCACCUUAGUAUAGUUUUUUUGAGCACACAUUUUCCAGGAGUGGGGUAUUUUUUCCUAGCUAAAAGACUUGGCCACUUUUGAAUGAGCUCUAAGCAUGCGACCCAAACUGUGCAAUUAAAUGAAUUUUCCCAGAAUGUAAGAUGACAGCGGCGGGGGGGGCGGGGGGAAAUAAUUGGAAGAAUUCAUGGUUGUUGCUGCCCAGUGGACUCUGUCUCUCCCUCUCCCUCCCAAGACCAUUGUGUUUACAUAAGUCAAACCGCC